Coccidioides posadasii C735 delta SOWgp is the source of this 1224-nucleotide messenger RNA. RefSeq lists its product as uncharacterized. Gene Ontology annotation, molecular function: serine-type endopeptidase activity. Gene Ontology annotation, biological process: proteolysis. The record is from RefSeq and is a predicted model, not a curated record. Lineage: Eukaryota; Fungi; Ascomycota; Eurotiomycetes; Onygenales; Onygenaceae.
AUGGCUGCCAUUUUCAGAGCUUCUCUUGUCGCCUUUGCGACGUUGGCGUCCUGCACCGAUGCUAGCAAGCUGCUUGGGUUUGAGAACAAGAGACACAUCAUUCCGAACUCCUACAUCGUGGCGCUGAAGGAAGGUCUCCCGGAGCGUGAUUUUGAAACCCAUAUGGCGUGGGUAUCUGAUGUCCAUUCCGCAAACGUGGCAUUAGCCGGAGGCGCUUCGACAUCUGGAGUAAAGCACACUUUCAAAAUCAAUGGCUGGAAGGGGUAUAGUGGAAGCUUCGACGAAAACACGCUUCACGAGCUCAUUACCAAUGAAAAUGUCGAUUAUAUCGAGCCGGAUCGCAUGUCACACAUAGCAUCUUUGGAUCGUAAGUUUGCUCUGGAAACUCAGAGAAAUGCCCCAUCCUGGGGUCUUGGAAGAGUCUCCCAUAGGCAAGGAAAUAGCCGUGACUAUGUGUAUGAUUCCACUGCUGGAGAGGGUGUGACGGUAUAUAGCAUCGAUACGGGAAUCGAUAUCAAGCACCCAGACUUUGAGGGGCGCGCAUCCUGGGGCAUCAACACCGUAGAUGACAUUGAUGAGGACGGGCAUGGCCAUGGGACCCACACUUCCAGUACGAUUGUUGGAAAGACUUACGGUGUCGCCAAAAAAGCCAAGAUCAUUGCUGCUAAGGUCUAUGAUGCUCGAGGCCGCGGCCCUGAUAGUGCAACUCUUAAAGCAAUUGAGUGGGCAGUGGAUCAUGCCCAGAAAAACAAUCACACCGGUAAAGCAGCCAUGAACUUGAGUUUGGUUACCGACAGUCCCCGGGCAGUGAAUGCAGUUUGCACAAAGGCUGUUGAAGCCGGAAUCUUUCUUGCUGUUGCGGCCGGGAAUGACAACAGGGCCGUGACCAAUGAAUCUCCAGCUUCGGCAGACAAGGUUUGUACUGUUGGUGCUACACGUCUGGGCGAUCAGAAAGCGGGCUUUUCAAACUACGGCCGCCUUGUUGCUCUCUAUGCCCCCGGUCAAUCAAUCACAGCCGCGUUCCCCAAUGGCCGCACCGGGACCAUUUCUGGCACUUCUAUGGCCGCUCCUCAUGUUUGCGGUGUUGGUGCGACUAUCAUGGCCCUCGAAGGUGUUACGCCUCAGAAACUUUGCGACCGCCUCAAGCAACUUGCACACCCUUCUGUUAGGAAUCCGGGGCCCAACACUACCAACAAGCUUCUCUAUAAUGGAAGUGGCCAAUAG